AUGGAUUUGAUAGAAGAUAAAAUAAAAAACAAUUUAAUAACGGAAGAACAAGGAAGAUAUAUAGCAGCCAAAUAUGAUGAUUUUGUAGAGAGGUUUUUGAAGAUCAAUCAUACAUCGAUAAAUUUCAGCGGCAAAAUACUAACAUAUAAUUUUGUGGAGGGAGUCUGGAAGUUUGUAGUUUCCAAUCUAGAUGUCUCACAUAACAACAGGAUGUAUAAGAUUCCACUGGUUACAAUAGUUGCAAUGGAAUCAGAUACAGACAAAGAUUCUGGAAGAAAGAAACGUAAAUUAAAAUAA
Messenger RNA from Hepatospora eriocheir, 297 nucleotides. The record is from the annotation of a GenBank genome assembly. NCBI's taxonomy places the organism in Eukaryota, Fungi, Microsporidia, Hepatosporidae.